Solea solea (common sole) is the source of this 3564-nucleotide messenger RNA. It is a transcript of the gene vps53, whose product is annotated as VPS53 subunit of GARP complex. NCBI's taxonomy places the organism in Eukaryota, Metazoa, Chordata, Actinopteri, Pleuronectiformes, Soleidae. Gene Ontology annotation, biological process: retrograde transport, endosome to Golgi. The transcript is spliced from 22 exons. The coding region runs from base 50 to 2545 and encodes 831 amino acids. Gene Ontology annotation, cellular component: GARP complex. The record is from RefSeq and is a predicted model, not a curated record.
UCUUACCAGGAAGUGAAAUGCCGGAGACGUCUCCGGUUUUGUUUUGACAAUGAUGGAGGAGGAAGAAUUUGAAUUUGCUGAGGAUUUGGAGGGUAUUUUGCAUCUUACCCCAGAGGUGCAGUUAGCCAUCGAACAGGUUUUCCCCAGCCAAGACCCACUUGACAGAGCAGACUUCAAUGCUGUGGAGUACAUCAACACACUGUUCCCCACCGAGCAGUCCCUGGCUAAUAUUGAUGAUGUGGUGAACAAGAUUCGUCUCAAGAUUCGGCGUCUGGAUGACAAUAUCAGGAUGGUGGUGAGAGGCCAGACUAAUGUAGGUCAGGAUGGCAGACAGGCUCUGGAAGAGGCCCAGAUAGCCAUCCAGCAACUCUUUGGCAAAAUCAAGGACAUCAAGGACAAAGCAGAAAAGUCUGAACAAAUGGUUAAGGAGAUUACAAGGGACAUUAAGCAGUUGGAUCAUGCCAAGCGCCACCUUACUACAUCCAUCACCACCCUCAACCAUCUGCACAUGUUGGCAGGUGGUGUGGACUCUUUAGAAGCCAUGACCAGAAAGAGGCAGUAUGGUGAGGUGGCCAACUUGCUGCAGGGAGUGGUCAAUGUGCUUGAACAUUUCCACAAGUACAUGGGCAUUCCCCAGAUCAGACAGCUUUCUGAGAGAGUGAAAGCAGCACAGAGUGAGUUGGGUACUCAGAUACUGGCAGAUUUUGAAGAAGCCUUUCCCUCUCAGGGCACUAAGAGACCAGGUGGUCCUAGUAAUGUGCUGAGAGACGCCUGUCUGGUGGCAAAUGUGCUGGACCCACGUAUUAAACAGGAGAUUAUUAAAAAGUUCAUUAGGCAGCAUCUCUCAGAGUAUUUAGUGCUCUUCCAGGAAAACCAAGAUGUUGCAUGGCUGGACAAGAUCGAUCGCCGCUACGCUUGGAUCAAACGGCAGCUGGUGGACUAUGAGGAGAAAUAUGGACGCAUGUUUCCUGAGGAAUGGUGCAUGACGGAGCGUAUUGCUGUGGAAUUCUGCCACAUCACCAGGGUGGAGCUUGCCAAAGUGAUGCGAACACGGGCUAAGGAGAUUGAGGUGAAACUGCUCCUGUUCGCCAUCCAGAGGACCACAAACUUUGAGGGUUUACUGGCCAAACGCUUCACAGGAUGCACCCUCACCGAUGUACCAGGACAAAAGAGACCAGAGAGCCCUUUAGAACCAACUAACCCCUUCUCGGAGGAUGAGGCAGGUGAAGAAGUGAGCACAGAAAAGGAUGAGGAUCUAGCUAAGCCCAGGAAGCCCAAAGCUCCAGACAACCCUUUCCAUGGCAUUGUGUCCAAGUGUUUUGAACCUCAUCUAUAUGUCUACAUAGAAUCCCAAGACAAGAACCUGGGUGAACUUAUCGACCGGUUUGUGGCUGACUUCCGAGCACAAGGUCCACCCAAGGCAGGCACGGAGGAGGGCGGCGCAGUCUUGCCCAGCUGUGCUGACCUCUUUGUCUAUUACAAGAAGUGCAUGGUGCAGUGCUCACAGCUAAGCACUGGAGAACCAAUGAUUGCCCUCACAACUAUCUUCCAGAAAUUCCUGAGGGAGUAUGCUUGGAAGAUUCUCUCUGGGAAUCUGCCUAAGUCCAGCAGUAACAGUGGGGGUCUUACCAUCAGCAGUCUACUGAAGGAGAAAGAGGGCUCAGAGGCUGCAAAGUUCACUGUAGAUGAACUCUGUCUCAUCUGUAGCAUCCUAAGCACUGCUGAGUACUGUUUGGCAACCACACAACAGCUGGAAGAGAAGCUAAAGGAGAAAGUUGAUAAACUCCUGAUGGAGAGAAUUAACCUGACUGGGGAGAUGGAUACAUUUAGCACCGUGAUCUCAAACAGUAUUCAGUUGCUCGUUCAAGAUCUCGACGCUGCCUGUGACCCUGCUCUUACUGCAAUGAGCAAGAUGCCGUGGCAGAGUGUGGAGCAUGUAGGCGACCAGAGUCCUUAUGUGACGUCAAUUAUCAUGCACAUUAAACAAAAUGUGCCAAUCAUCAGAGACAAUCUGGCCUCCACACGGAAAUACUUCACACAGUUCUGCAUCAAGUUCACAAAUUCUUUCAUUCCCAAAUUCAUCAACCACCUGUUCAGAUGCAAGCCUAUCAGCAUGGUGGGAGCUGAACAACUCCUCCUCGACACCCACUCCCUGAAGACGGUCUUGCUGGAUCUGCCCUCCAUAGGCUCCCAAGUGCUCCGCAAGGCCCCUGCCAGCUACACCAAGAUAGUUGUAAAAGGCAUGACCCGAGCAGAGAUGAUACUUAAGGUGGUGAUGGCCCCACAUGAACCGCCAGUGGUGUUUGUGGAUAACUACAUCAAGCUCCUGGCUGAUGGCAAUCCUGAGACCUUCCAGAAGAUUUUGGACAUGAAGGGUCUGAAGCGCAGUGAACAGAGCAGCAUGCUGGAGCUCUUCAGGCAGAGGCUGCCCACUCCACCUUCAGGGGCUGACGGUGGCCCGUCUCUGUCCUUCAGUGCCCCGACCCCAGAGCAGGAGUCGUCCCGCAUCCGUAGACUAGAGAAACUGAUCAAGAAGAGACUCUAAUCAGAAAGGCACUGAACUUACAUAAAGGACAGUCAAAAGGCUGUAGGAUAAGACCUAAAUUUAUUCCUCUCACAAACUCCCAUCAUGACUGAAGGGACCAUGAAGAAUGACACAAAGAGAAAAAAAAAAAAGAAAGUUGCUUAACUUUUCUGACUGUGAUGUUGAACUGAGUUGAUGUCAAAUUAUGAAGAAACCUCUUCAACUGAUCCUUGCUGUUGCUACAUAUGUCAUCCACUUAUGUAAUUUCCUCUUGCUUUUCGUGACACUAAUGUCUGGGCUUUGUAGCACUGGUACAUGGUUGCACAGUACAUUUGCACUCACAGGACAGAAUGUAGUGCUGUCAACUAAAUUCUGCUCAGUAAUCCACUGGCUGCCUCUGGGAUGUGUCUAAUCCAAGAUGAUCACCAGCAGCCUGAUCUUACUUAAAGUUGAUGUUUUCUGAAUAUAGUGCACUCCAGCGAUACCCAGGGCGUUCCUCAAUUAUUUUAAUUUAAAGUGAGGGGUACUGGGUCCAAUUCUGCGUGCAUCUCUGCAUUCCAUUAAAGUGAGAAUGCGUCAUAGGUGUCAGCAUAGUUUCUGUGAACGGUGACCUAAAACAAAUCACUAAGCCUGAGAAAAAGACAUGAGGCCGAGGUUAACUUGGAAAGUAGCUAAUCGAAGACUUUUGGCUCGGGACUUUGCCUAGAACAGGCCGAUGAUGGUAUACUGUAUGUAAACAUAAGCACAUAAUGUGUGCGGUCAGUCCUGUUUUGUAAAGUCAAAAGUACUAAAAUGUGUUCAUGCAAGAAUGUGUAUUUGUCUGUUUCAUCUACACUUUGCUGUACUUGCAGGCCAAUUUACAAACUGUUAUUUGUGAAUUACGUAUUUAUCCUAGAAAUACACUGAAACUUAAGAACUGUCUCAACACUUGUGGGAACUGACCUUUUGUUUAUCCUCAUGUAUGUCAAACACAGCAGGUAUGCCACAGACUGCAACCUAGGUUCCCUGAUUCCCUGCACAUCAAAUAAAAUGUAAAUGCA